ACACAGGAGGGUCACACCAUCCCUCACCAUCAUCAGGGCCAAGAGAUUAAAAGUAUCAAAUCUGAGAUUAAAGAGGAAGAAGAAGUAGAAAUGUUAUUGAGUGGAGAUCAGCAGUCUAUGGAGGAGGGGGAGAUAAAUAUGAAAAGUGAACAGGAGGAAUCCUCGCUUUAUAUUGACACAAGUGGACAUUAUGUCUGCAGUACAUCGGAGAGACGUUGUAUUCCAUCUCAGAAUUAUAAAACAAAAGAUGCUCCAAAAGCAAAUCCUUCGAAUAAAAAGAUACGUCGCUCACGUUCCCAUGUGAAGAGAUCAAUCUCUAAACCCAAGAAAUCUUCUGAUAAAUUGAAUUCUGUUACUCGAGAUAUUCGCCCGAAUUCUCACAGUGCGGUUAGUUCAACAGCUACACCUUCCCCCAAGAAAUCGUCUUCAAGCCAAGUCUACGCAGGCGAACGAUCAUUUGUAUGUUCAGUGUGUGGGGAAUCGUUCAGUGAGAACAGGGCACUUUUCGCACACAAGCGAAAUCACGAGAGUGAGCGCCCCUAUUUGUGCCCAGAGUGCGGGAGAGGCUUCACUCAGAUAGGAUUCCUUCUUAUACACCAGAGAAUUCACACAGAAAGAUGUCCUUUGCCGUGUUCAGAGUGUGGGAAAUCUUUCAUCAACAAAGAAGACCUUGGUAAACAUCUAGAAGAUCACAAGUGUGAACGCACUUUCUCAUGUUCAGAGUGCGGGAAAUCUUUCAUCAACAAAGAAGACCUUGGUAAACAUCUAGAAGAUCACAAGUGUGAACGCACUUUCUCAUGUUCAGAGUGUGGGAAAUGUUUCACCAACAAAGAAGACAUCCAUACACACCUAGAAGGUCACAAGAGCCAACGUUCUUUCUCGUGUUCAGAGUGCGGGAAAUGUUUCACCAGCAAAGAAGACCUUCAUAAACAUCUUGAAGAUCACAAAGAGGAGCGUCCUUUCUCCUGCCCAGAGUGUGGAAAAGGUUUCGCCAACAAAGGAAACCUCCGUAAACAUCUGAAAAUUCACAAGGGGGUUGGGCUUGGCCCCUUAGUUCUAGUGGAGGGAACUCUUAAGGCGUCAGCAUUCUGACCUCAAUCCGAUAAAACUUUGGAAUGAAUUCGAGCGGAGACUGCAAGCCAGGCCUUCUCAUCCAACAUCAGUGCCUGACCUCACACAUGCGCUUCUGGAAGAAUGGU
Rana temporaria (common frog) is the source of this 1199-nucleotide messenger RNA. RefSeq names its product gastrula zinc finger protein XlCGF8.2DB-like. NCBI's taxonomy places the organism in Eukaryota, Metazoa, Chordata, Amphibia, Anura, Ranidae. The record is from RefSeq and is a predicted model, not a curated record. The transcript has 4 exons. Bases 91 to 1092 code for a protein of 333 amino acids.